CACCGGAACCCCCCCCCCCUCACCUUGCCGCCGUGUGCCGCGGAAAGGAGUGGAUUCCCCCAAACAAACGUUCCCUUUUUGGUGGAGACACUUUUGCCCUGAUUCACUUACCUCGACUACCAACUGGCUGCUGGGCGCUGUGCUGGGUUCUGGGGAUGCGGAAAUGAAAGGCAAUGUUUCUGGCAGCAGACAACUCAGUGUAGCGGGGAGGACAGACAAAUGAGCAGUUACAAACUAAAGGAUGGUCAGUUAGGGCAGAGACCCAAGGGGACGAAGAAGAAGGAUAAUCAUCCGACUGGAAGUCCAAAAGCCUUCUCAGGAGACGUGGCACUCAAGCUACAUCUGGAAGAAGCAGCAGCGGCCCAAGGAGACACCGUUAGGCUGACUGAGCCUGAUGAGUAGUUUGGCAUCUCCUUCCCUCAAGGAGGAUCAGCUGGAGCUUAGGGAGUGGGGUGAACUGAGAGGAAGUGACUCAGCCCAGGUCCCAAGAGCCUCUGUGCCCUUCCAAGGAGUUUGGAUUUUGUCCCUGAGGCGGUGGGGUGCUUUGAAGGGUUUUAAGAGGAGGGUGGUGUCCUGCAAUGUGCUCUUUGAAAACAAAGGUGUAGAGCAGCAAUAGAGAGGGCAGGGAGAAAAAUGGCUCUAAGCCCCAGGGGAUGCUGUGAAUUUGAGGCAAUGAAGUGGAGAAGGAAAGAUGAGGUCAAUGUUUAAGAAGUGGACUGAACGCCUUGGGGUAGGGUGGGGUUGAGGUGUCAAAGAGAAUGCUCAAGGUUCUGGUUUGAUGAGAGUUGUGGGUGCUGGAUUCGUAAGUCAAUUUGGGACUCUAUGAGGAGGAAGGGAUGAGAUGGAGAGAAAGAAUAAUGGUAAACACUUGCAGACCUUUUAUCAUGUGCCAGAGUCUGUGCAAUAUACAAUUCUGUGUUGUUUCAUUUAAUCUCCGGAACAGGCUUCUGUAUGAGGUGGCCCUCAGGGAUGCCCCGUUUUAUAGUUGAGGAAGUGUAGCCCAGUUCCGUUAACUAACAUGCCCAGAGCCAGAUGAUUUCCUUCUGGGGCCCGUGGAGUUGGAGGUGCCCCUGGGGCAAAUAAGUGAAGACGUCUAGGAGGCAGUUGGGUAAACACCUGUGCAGCCAGGAGAGCUGGCUGAGAGGAAGUAGAAACCUAGGAGUCAUUAAUGCACAGCUAGUGUGGGAGGAGCUGAAGUAGGGAAAGCAGGCAGGGAGCAUAGGUGUGGAGAAGGUAAGAAGGUGGAAGAAGAGGCUGAGAGAGUCCAGGAGACCUGUCUGGCACUGAAGGCAGAAAGCAGCAAGAUACGGACUGGAGAGUACCCGUUAGCAUCUAGGAUCCCUCGGGGAACGUUGGUAGGAGUGGGGGGAGGACAGAAGCCAAACUGAUGUGCACCCAAGAGAGGAAGGCAGCAGGAGAUAUAGUUCACGGACACUUGGCUGUGAAGGCAGGUGGUGAAGACACCAAGAGAAAUCGACAGGAUGAAGGGAGGGUAUGCCUGUGUCUUUUAAGAAUCUGCCAUCUGCUAGCUGGAGAAUCAAGAAAGCAAGCAGUCAGCCCCAGACCGAAGGCCUGAAAACCAGGGAAGCCAGUGGUGUAAUUCUAGUCCAAGGGUAGGAGAAAAUGAGAUGAGAUGUCACAGCUCCAGCACUAAGGGAGGAAAAAAAAAAGGAGCGAAUUCUUCCUUCUUGCACCUUCUGUUCUAUUCAGACCAUCAACAGAUCACCUGAUGCCUACCAGUACUGGAGAGGGCGCUCUACUUUACUGAUUCCAUCAAUUCAAAUGCUAACCUCAUCAAGAAACACCUUCACAGGCACACCCAGAAGUCACAGUUAACAUGGACAUUCUAUGGCCCAGUCAAGUUGACGCUUAAAAUUAACCAUCACAAUCCACCUGGAGACCUGCAUAGGAAGAGCCUGUGUUGACCAGGGAUUGAAGAAAAGAAUUGCAAGAGACUACACACAAUUGGUUUGUCUUUUUGGCCAAAAGAACUGGGGGAGAAAAGGAUCCAGAAAAGAACCUCUGAAGAGCCCACCAAAGCAUCCUUGAGAAAAUGCCAAGUACUAACCAUCUUGCCAGUCGACAGACUCAGCAAGAAGCCACCAGCCAAGGCAUCAUGUGUUUCUGCUACUUCAGCUCCUUGGAUUCUAUCAGCUUGACGUCCUGUGAAAUGGCCGAGUGCCCACAGACCAAACCAUGGCACCGCACCAGAGAGGUAUCAGUACUCAGGUGUUGGUAUGGUCAGCCUCCUUUCUGACUGCAGCAGAGGUGGCCAAUCGACCACCAAAGCUUCCUGCUCCCCACUGCCUGGCGUGGAAAGUGACUGCCCCGUCAAGGACUACAUCCAGGGCUCCUUCCUGCUGCUGGGCCACUGCCACUGCUGUCUUCCUCCAAAACACUGCCUGGCACCUAGAGCAUGGCGCCGCUAAGCAUCAGUUCUCAGGGGCCCAGAGUAUGGUUCAGGUAUGUGAAUUCUCAUGGACAAGAGGCUGGCUGAGGCCACAGAGAAGAGAGCUGUAUGGCUGUACUUGUACUGAACUCGGGCCAAAGACGUAUGUUCGCUGUGGACCAGAGUGCACAAGAGAACACGAGUGCAAAGACUCAUCGGACACCUGCUAUGUGCGGGACUCAGCUGAAUCCAUGAACUCCAUGACAGCAGGUUUUGAGAAUUUGACAAAGGGAGAAUCACAUAGGAGUGGAGUAGAAAAGAGGAAAGGCUUCCUGGAAGAGAGAGGAUGGAGAUGGGUCCUGCAGAAGCCAUCAGCCCUGGAUGGGCAACCAAUGGCCUGUGAGGCUCUCCCGACAGUGACCAGUGUUCUGGCACAGCUUGGGGGAAGAGUGCUCCAAUUUUGUGACAGCACAGAGUGUGCCAAAAAUCACAUGAGUACGAGUCCAUUAAAUGAACUAGAAUACAGUAGACAAGCUAUAGGGACAGAAAGUAGAUCAGUGUUUGCCUAGGGUUGAAGAAGUGCUAAUGAGUGCAGGGGUUCUUGCUGGGAUGAUAAUAUUUUUUAAAAUUUGAUUGAGAUGUCGGUUACCUUACCUACACCAAAUAUAUCGAAACCAUUGAAUUAGACACUUGAAAUGGAUGAAUUGCAUGGUAUGUGAAUGCUAUCUCAAAAAGGCUGUUAAAAAAAGAACUAGUCACAGCACAAUAAAUAUAGAUGAUACAAUCUGUAGAGAAUUCAGAAUCUGGCAACACUAGACAACAUGUCAUUUAAGAAUAGGUGGCAAAACUAUAAAGAAAUCAAAGGAAUAUAGUUAAUAAUAUUGUAAUAACUUUGUACGGUGACAGAUGAUUACUAGACUUUUUGUGGGGAUACCGUAGGAUAUUGAAUGUCACUUGUAUGUCAGUAAUAAAAAAAGAAAUGAAAAGAAUGAUCCUUCAAAUGUCAGGAGAGUAUUUGUUCUUGGAGGCAGGAGGGCAGCAGGUAAAUGGGGGAGCACAGAAGUCAGUGGCCAUCUAACAAACUCGACAUAACUGAGUCUUACUGCAACUGGUGUUU
Molecule: messenger RNA, 3506 nt
Organism: Canis lupus familiaris (dog)
Lineage: Eukaryota; Metazoa; Chordata; Mammalia; Carnivora; Canidae
Exons: 8
Coding region: 2197-2958 (253 amino acids)
Source: RefSeq, a predicted model, not a curated record